UGCCUUAGUAAUGUAUGUGUGUGGAGGCUUGUUAUAAUGUCUAUACAGGCCUGUCCGAGUACAACUGUUCGGCGCUUAGUAUUAUUGCGUAUAGUACAGCCAAUGUAUUUCCAGUGCAGAAAAUGUGUCUCGGGAGGCGAGGAGAACCAGACCAUCUUUAAUGUGUGUGUAACUGUCUACUCCCUCUCUCUUUGUCCCUCCUCCAGAGUGAGGCUCGCUCCGGAGCUCUAUCUAUCUGCAUGCAGCCCGCCGCAGCCAGGAUGAAGCGCAACAACCUUCACUUCACUUUCAUAUGCAUUUAACCCCCCAUCUCUGCUCUGCACGGCCGAGUCCUCAUGCUACCCCGACCCCAAGAUACAGCACCCGCUCCCCAUCAGCACACCAUGCCCGAGACGGGAGCGGCAGCUGCCCCUGCAGCCGCAGGCAGCAACGCGGACGCCGAGACCCGACACAGGCAUCGCUCGCAAGCGGAGGGAGAGAGAGCAGAACCGGCUACCCAGACAGCCUCCACCGGAGUCCUGGAUAAGCUCUUUGGAAAGAGGUUGCUGCAGGCUGGACGCUACAUGAUGUCCCACAAAUCCUGGAUGAAGACCGUGCCUACGGAGAACUGUGACGUACUGAUGACAUUUGCAGAAUCCACAGACGACCACACGUUGCUAUGGUUACUGAACCACAUUCGGCUGGGCAUCCCGGAGCUUAUCAUCCAGAUCCGGCACCACAAACACACCCGAGUCCACGCCUUCUUCGUCACGGCGACCUACGAGAACCUGCUGCGGGGGGCGGAGGAGGUGGGGCUGCGCAAACCUGUCAAACCCGAGUUCGGGGGCGGGACUCGCAACUUCUCCUGUGAGGAGGACUACAUCUACGAGAACAUCGAGAACGAGAUCUGCUUCUUCAGCUCGCAGGAGAGACAGAGCAUCAUCCGCUACUGGCUGGAGAACCUGCGGGCGAAACAGGGCGAGUCGCUGCACAACCUCCACUUCCUGGAAGGGCAGCCAAUCCUACCGGAGCUGGCCGCUAGGGGCGUCAUCCAGCAGCUCUUCCCGCUCCACGAACAGAGGAUUCUAAGCCAGCUCAUGAAGUCCUGGGUGCAAGCUGUGUGUGAGAAACAGCCGCUAGAUGAUAUCUGUGAUUAUUUCGGUGUGAAGAUCGCCAUGUACUUUGCCUGGCUGGGCUUCUACACCACCUCCAUGCUCUACCCGGCCAUCAUCGGCUUCGUUCUGUGGAUGCUGACCGAGUCUGACCAGACGAGCAGGGAUAUCUGCUGCGUGGUCUUCGCUCUCUUCAACGUGGUCUGGGCCACUCUCUUCCUGGAGCGGUGGAAGCGCCGGGGGGCGGAGCUUGCCUACAAGUGGGGGACGCUGGACACGCCCGCUGAGAGCCUGGAAGAGCCACGCCCACAGUUCCGGGGAGUGAAGCGGCUGAGCCCGAUCACUGGCUGUGAGGAGUUCUACUACCCCCCCUGGAAGAGAAUGCUGUUCCAGUACCUGGUCAGCCUCCCCGUGUGCCUCUUCUGUCUGUGCUUUGUCUUCCUGGCCAUGCUCAUCUGCUUCGAGCUGCAGGAGUUUGUGAUGGGGAUCAAGGAGCUUCCUCAAGUGACCAGGUUCAUCCCCAAAAUCAUACUGGCCAUCACUGUGACAGCCUGCGACGAUGUCUACAGGAAGAUUGCCUGCUGGCUCAAUGAUAGGGAAAACUACAGACUCCAGAGUACCUUUGAGAAAAACCUCAUUAUCAAAAUCGUUCUAUUUCAGUUUGUCAAUUCUUAUCUCAGCCUUUUCUACAUCGGGUUCUAUCUCAAAGACAUGGAGCGUCUGAAAGAGAUGCUGGCCACCCUGCUGAUAAUCCGUCAGUUCCUUCAGAACGUCAAGGAGGUGCUGCAGCCCUACCUGUAUGAGAGGCACAAGCUGGGGGAGCUGACCCCGAAGGUGCUGUGGGAUCUCCUCCUCUCCUCGGUGCUUAAAUACGGGCGCAUGGCCGCGGGAAAGGCCCAGGCUUCGCCCUCGGAAGAGGCCUCUCCGGGUCCAGGGAGCGGGGAGAAGAAGUGUCUGAACGGGGGGUGCGGGGUCCCAGACGAGGAAGAGGAGGAGGAGGAGGGGGUGGAGCAGGAGAGGCAGAGCGAGGAUGAGGUGGAGAGCCUCAUGGACUGCGGCCUCAAGCUGAGGAAGGUGAGCUUCAUCGAGAAGGCGGAGCGGAAGGGGGUCGCCAUGGCGAUGCAGCUGGAGGACAGCUUCCUGGAGGAGGGCAGCCCCACCAUGGUGGAGAAGGGCAUGGACCCAGCCUCGGUGUUCGAGCUUUGCGAUGACAUCGACAACGGCUACCUCGAAACCAAGGAGGCCCCCGGAGAGAUCCUGGUGGCCCCGCUGGCCCCCGGCGGGGAUGCGCCCGUCUCGCUGCGGCAAAGGAAGAGGGGCCACUCUGCGGAGAGGGAGGAGUCCAAAACCAAGAGAGAGUCCUGGAUCGACCCCCCCAAAGAGACCUUCUCCUCCCGGCUCACCCAGGCGGAGGUAGAGAGCUGUAUGAAGAAGUACGAGGACACCUUCCAGGAUUACCAGGAGAUGUUCAUUCAGUUUGGAUACGUGGUGCUCUUCUCGUCAGCGUUCCCCCUGGCCGCCAUGUGCGCGCUCAUCAACAACAUCAUCGAGAUCCGCAGCGAUGCCUUCAAGCUGUGCACCGGGCUGCAGAGGCCCUUCGGACAGCGAGUCGAGAGCAUCGGGCAGUGGCAGAACGUGAUGGAGGCCAUGGGCUUUGUUGCCAUUGUUGUAAACUGUUACCUGAUUAGUCAGUGUGGGCAGCUACAGCGCCUGUUCCCCUGGCUCAGCCCAGAGAUGGCCAUCAUCUCCAUUGUCAUCCUGGAGCACUUUGCUGUCCUGCUGAAGUACAUCAUUCACGUUGCAAUCCCAGACAUCCCUUCCUGGGUGGCUGAUGAAAUGGCAAAGCUGGAGUAUCAACGCAGGGAAGCCUUCAAGAAGCACGAGCGGCAGGCUCAGCAGCACUUCCAGCAACAGCAGCGCAGGAAGAGGGAGGAGGAGGAGAGGCAGAGGCAGGCGGAGCACCACGCCAGGCGGGAGAGGGACAAGGACGAGGGCCGUGGGACGGACUCCUCGGUGGGGGAGCACCAUCACGACAAGGGCCACAAGCCCCGCUCCGGAGGGGGCUCCGACAAGCCCAAGAGGCCCAGCUCCCUGCUGGCCACCAACAACGUGAUGAAGCUGAAGCAGAUCAUCCCCCUGCAGAGCAAGUUCAACUCGGGCACGGCCCGGUCGCCACAGUCCCCCACGGGCGGCAGCGAGCCCAAACUCCCCGGCUUCCUCAGCUUCAAGUUCCUGAAGUCUCCCGAGAACAAGAAGGAGGCAGCAGCAGCAGCAGCCACUGUCAACGAGAAGAGCCAUUCCCCCACCAAGUCCUUCAAUCCAGGGAAACUCUUCAACUUCGGGAAAUCUGAAGGGGGCCCCUGUGCCAACGGGGCCCAGGCCAGACCCGGGGGGGACGGCCCGCCGGACAAACUGCCCACCAAGUCGGACCUGAAUGGGGCGCCGGAGGAAAUGCCUUCGACGGACUCCGAACCCGCCCACGGCGCUGAGCCCGAGCUGCCAGGCUCCAAAAACUAAACGCAAAAAGAACGCCGUUUUAACUUUAAAAAAAAAAAAAAAUCUAAAGGGAAGAAAUCCGAGUUGAUCACGCUGCUGCCGCGCCUCCUUUUCUGUGCCAGUUCUGUUCGGGAGAGUUGAUUGGGACCGUCGUUGGGGGUCAGUCUGGGUUGAGGCUAGAGGAGAGCCGUGUGACCGGUCAGCCUGCGUGGACACAGAUGGAUGUGAGGAAAUGGAGAGAUGAUGAUGAACCCCACCUCCUCUCCCCCCCCCUCUCCCCUCCUUCAUCGCAAUACCUGUGGGACUGCAUAAGCUGUGAUUCUCAGAUGGUUUUCAAACCUUUUCUGAAGCGCGUUGUUUUUUUUCUUUAAUUCUUAUUAUUCCGCAGGGUGCAAAGGUGCUACGGAUUGAUCCGGUUUGAAAAUGUUGACGUCGAACCAAAGACUCAGAGUGUCUCCGUUAGGUCGCUCGUUACAAGAAAAUGAUGUGUUUUAUAAAUUUCCCAUUUCCGAUUUUAUUAAACACAGCCCAUUCUUACAGGUGUUCAAACUAAAGAAAGCAAACAGUUUUUAUCCAGUUUCAAAUUGCUGUUCAAAUCUCCAAAGAUGGUCUGUUCAAGGUGUUUGAAAUGUGCUUGACAAAAAAACAAAAACAUUGUUUCAAAUAGGGCAAGUGCCUAAAUAAAUACAAGCCACUGCCAGCACAGUGCUCGUCAGAGAAGUGCUGAUAAGAAGCUCAUACCUGUACAUUUAAGAGCCUUGAAAUACAACAGGUCUUUGUUUCCAGGUGAUGACUAAUAAAUAUAUAUAUAUAU
Molecule: messenger RNA, 4401 nt
Organism: Acipenser ruthenus (sterlet)
Lineage: Eukaryota; Metazoa; Chordata; Actinopteri; Acipenseriformes; Acipenseridae
Product: anoctamin-8
Exons: 17
Coding region: 336-3608 (1090 amino acids)
Biological process (GO): chloride transmembrane transport
Cellular component (GO): plasma membrane
Molecular function (GO): chloride channel activity
Source: RefSeq, a predicted model, not a curated record